This is a messenger RNA of Microbotryum saponariae, 3681 nucleotides long. The record is from the annotation of a GenBank genome assembly. NCBI's taxonomy places the organism in Eukaryota, Fungi, Basidiomycota, Microbotryomycetes, Microbotryales, Microbotryaceae.
AUGGCGACCCCCGCUGGCGCGUACGGCAACAUGCAUUCUGCCGCAGCGGCCCCACCGCCGCCGCCGCUCAGCAUGUCCCAAUCCGGAUCGGCUCCACCUCAACAAGGCCCCAGUGUGGCCCAGAUUCUCACCCUCGGUCACGAGAGGAACCAUGCCGCCGAUCAAGUUGCCCACCACCCUCGCAUCGAGUCUCUCGUCAAGCUCGGCAAGGAGGCAGAAGCGACGUGGUUGCAAAUUGGUAAGUCUUGGGACUCUCGGCAGUGCCGGCCCUGCUGCCCCAUUUUUUAUUUAUUUAUUUGUCCUCAUGUUCGCGACUAAAUUAUUGGUCUCUGUGAUCCCAACAGGCCGAACGGCAGAAGCAGUCGGGUGCACGGAACGCGCGAUUGCCUCGUACGAAGCCGCUCUGCGACACAACGCCUUUUCCCUCGUCGCCUUGUCCCAGAUCGCGGCCAUCUGCCGCAGCAAAGAAGAAUUCAAGAAAGCGGCAGAGUACUUUGGCCGAGCCCUUGCGAUCGCACCCGAGUCGGGUGACAUCUGGGGCGCUCUCGGUCAGUCUUCGACUUCAUUGAGCUUUGAUUCCUUCCUUUUUUUUCGGCACUGCUGACCAUGGUCGUGCCAUGCUACACAACAACAGGACACUGCUUCUUGAUGAUCGACGAUCUGAAAAAGGCCUAUUGCUCGUACCAGCAAGCGCUUUACUAUAUGCCCAACCCCCAGGUGAGUAAAGCUUCGAUUUCUUGCAUCCUUGUCGCUUGUCGACCAAGAACUGAGGCCGGCCACUGCCUUUGAUUUGACCGAACAGGAACCCAAGUUGUGGUACGGCAUCGGCAUCUUGUACGACAGGUAUGGAAGUCUCGAGAAUGCAGAGGAUGCGUUCGCUUCGGUCAUUCGAUUGGAUCCGAGUAAGUUUCUCGUUUCUUCGGAGCCGGAGUAACCGCUCCUAACGUCAAUCUGUCGUCUCCCUUAGGCUUCGAGAAGGCGAAUGAAAUCUUCUUCCGCCUCGGCAUCAUCUACAAACAGCAACGCAAGUCGCAGCAGAGUCUCGAGGUUAGUCCAUUCGAAGGCACCCAGUUCAGAUGUCAGCCAUCGAGCCAACACUGGAAUGAGCUCCCCAUUUGGCUUGCACAGUGCUUUCGCUACAUUCUCACGAAUCCGCCCCACCCCCUCACGGAAAUCGACAUCUGGUUCCAGAUCGGGCAUGUCUACGAGCAGCAAAAGGACUUAAACGCUGCCAAGGAGUCGUACGAACGAGUGCUCGCAGAGAACCCAUCCCACGCCAAAGUGCUGCAGCAGCUCGGAGGCCUCUACCACCGCUCGCGCGCGCCCUUCUAUAACCCCGAGGUGUCCGUGCAGAUCUUGCUGAAGAGUCUCGAGUCGGACCCCAACGACCCCUUCUCCUGGUACUUGCUCGGCCGCGCGUACAUGACCGUCAAUAACUUCUCCAAAGCGUACGAGGCCUACCAGCAAGCCGUGUACCGCGAUGGCAAGAACCCGGCGUUCUGGUGCUCGAUAGGUGUCCUCUACUAUAACAUCACCCAGUACCAUGAUGCCCUCGAUGCCUACUCGCGUGCGAUCCGCAUCCACCCAUACCUCGCCGAGGUCUGGUUCAACUUGGGCGCCCUGUAUGAAUCGUGCAACGACCAGAUGACCGAUGCCAUCGACGCCUACCAACGCACACUGCAGCUCGACCCGGGAAAUACGAUUGUGUCGACGCGUUUGCGUGAGAUUCGCGCCCACCAAGAGACCGGAUCGCCGUUGGGAACGCCCCCCGAGCCCAAGGACAUCAGCCCGAGCUCGCUGUCGUGGAGUUACGCGACGGGAUCGGGCGGCGCACCGACGCAGAUCGCGCAGGCUGGUCUUGGGCCAGACUUGAGCCCUUCGUUGAACAAGUCGAAUGGUCACGGACCCGGCUCGCCCCAGAAUGGACGAUUCGACGGCCCUACGCCUGCGAACGGAGCCCGGCCCAUGUCAACCGAUCCGUACCGCGACGAUCGGCGUCGAGCCUCGGGCCACGGCGGUCAUUUCUCGCCAGCACAUGAGAGCACGUCGCCUCGAUCGACCCAUCGUCAUUCUGGGUCGUCACAGUCGCAGUUGCCGCAGAUGAAGAGCAAUCACGACACCAGUCCCUCGUCGUUGCCUUCCGCUGCCGACAUGGCAAACCAGCAUCGCCGCAGGUCACCACCCUCACCGCGAUCUCGUCUCAACGGCGCCGAAUACAACAACUCGGGUCAUUACCCAAACAUCUCGUCGCAUCCCUAUGGCCGUCCGAGCGAACACGAGUCGAUGGAGUGGGAGCGAGCUCGUGGGGUGCCGCCGACCAACGGUCGAGGUUCUGCGCAGGGCAGCCAUCCGCAUCUAUACCCAACCCAACAUGCACCGCCGCCACCUCCAUCGCAACACCGUCGAGGCUCUCCUCCCAUUCCACCCAUGUCGCGCGAUCCGGUGGCGUACGAACGCCAGACCGCUCGCUCCCCGUCUUCGGCUCGACCUGACGAGCGAGGGCCAGGGUACCCGACUCCGUACGGCUAUGCUCCGUACCCGCCCUCUCAUCCGGUAGCUGCGAACGACAGGUCGCGAUACCCACCGUUUGGAGGCAUGGAUGAUCGAUCACGCGGCGCACCGAGACCGACGUCUUCCGGAUCCCCUCGAGGUGCGCCAUCUGGGGCUUCUUCGCUCCCGCCGGCUGCGCCGCCUUCGAACGAGAAGCGCGGGGCUACCCCUGCUUCCAACAAUGGAGGUGCUAAAGGGGGGAAUCGUCGCGAUGGAGCGACCUCCCCAGCUUUCUCGACUACGCCAUCGGGGAAGAAGGAAGGCACACUAUCUAGUGGAGGACGGGGCCGAAAAAGCGAUACCGGCGUGACGGUUAAGAAGGAGCGAAAGACGGCCGCUCCAAAGUCGAGCGAAUCUGCAAAGGGAGGCCGGAAAGCGCAUUCGAGUGCUGGGUCUACUGCGUCCUCGCCGGCGGUCGCCUCACCCAUCAGCACAAGUGCCUCGCUCCUCCCAACGGCGUCGCUGCUCGCCCCAACCAUACCCAACGCUCCCGUUGCCCCAACUCGUGAGAUCGACGACGAUUACGAUGAAGGCGUCGACGCACUGAUGGGACUCUCGCGAUCGGUCCCUUCAUCGGCUGCGCCCGCUUCGGAAAAGGAGAUCACCACUGACGAAGAAGCCCAGGCGAGUCUCAACCCUCGCAAGCGCGCAUUCGACGAGACGAUCCCCGCCGCGGACUCGAGGACCGGGCCCGAAUCGAAGAAGAAUAAGCCUGAAGAUGGACCUGUGAUGCCGUCGAUGAGGGCAGCGACCCCUUCCCCGACCGCGGCUUCGAACGACGUCCCCAUGAACGAGGAAGUCGAUGAGUUGGCCCCCACCCCUAACCCCGCCCCUGCUGCAGAGUCACCGCAGCCGGUUCCUACUGCCGCUGCUGGUGGUCCUGUCGAAGUCGAGGUAGAUGAACUGGCGACACCACCCCCGAGCGCUGCGGUAGCUGAGCCCGAGCCCGCAUCCGCGCCCGUGCCCGAACUCCAGCCCGAGGCCGCCGCCGAGACCGCACCCGAACUCGUUGCCGCAGCCGAAUCAACCGACCCAGCGAAGCCAGUGACACCGGUGGAGAUCCCUGCCCCCGCCAAACCCGAGGCUCGGACACCGCCGACGGAAGACGUCACAUGGCGGAGAGAUCGCUGA